Lynx canadensis (Canada lynx) is the source of this 3964-nucleotide messenger RNA. RefSeq names its product calneuron 1 (gene CALN1). The record is from RefSeq and is a predicted model, not a curated record. Gene Ontology annotation, molecular function: calcium ion binding. Bases 4 to 663 code for a protein of 219 amino acids. The transcript is spliced from 5 exons. NCBI's taxonomy places the organism in Eukaryota, Metazoa, Chordata, Mammalia, Carnivora, Felidae.
AAGAUGCCUUUCCACCAUGUGACCGCUGGCUUGUUGUACAAGGGGAAUUACCUCAACCGAUCUCUGUCCGCGGGCAGCGACAGCGAGCAGCUUGCUAAUAUCUCCGUGGAGGAGCUGGACGAGAUCCGAGAGGCCUUUCGGGUUCUGGACCGAGAUGGGAACGGCUUCAUCUCCAAGCAGGAGCUAGGAAUGGCCAUGCGCUCUUUGGGGUACAUGCCGAGUGAGGUGGAACUGGCCAUCAUCAUGCAGCGCCUGGACAUGGACGGGGAUGGCCAGGUGGACUUUGAUGAAUUCAUGACAAUUCUUGGCCCCAAACUCGUGUCUUCCGAAGGUCGCGAUGGUUUUCUCGGAAACACAAUAGACAGCAUAUUCUGGCAGUUCGACAUGCAGAGGAUAACUCUGGAGGAGCUGAAGCACAUCCUCUACCACGCCUUCCGGGACCACUUGACAAUGAAGGACAUCGAGAACAUCAUCAUCAACGAGGAGGAGAGUCUGCAGGAGACCUCGGAGAACUGCCAGACAGAGUUCGAAGGAGUGCAUGCGCAGAAACAGAACAGGCAGACCUGCGUCCGCAAGAGCCUCAUCUGCGCCUUCGCCAUGGCCUUCAUCAUAAGCGUCAUGCUGAUCGCGGCCAACCAGAUCCUCCGGAGCGGCAUGGAGUAGGCCGCCCCCCCACCGGGCUGCGUGCCCAGCUCACCGCGCAUGCGCAUGCCCAGCGGGCAGACUCUGUUCCUCCGCAAAAGCAGAUACGGUUGCAGACCAGGCACGGUCGGGCGAAGACCCCCCCGAGGCUGCAGUGCAACAGGUGUUGCCCAUUCACUUCAUCUCCUUGGCAGGGACACCAAAGGGCUGUCUUAAAUGCUUUAAUGGUUUUGUUUCCUAAUGCAAUAAAAUAGCCAGGAGUUCCCAGUGACUGCUUCAACCACCCCUAGGAACUCUGAAGAGAGACUUCAUUUCCAUCCCGGGAUUCCAGGGGCCACCCAGGCUGGCGGUGUUAAGAGAGCAAGGGCGAGGCGUCAGCCCGCGGCCACCUCCGUGCCCCCCGUCCUUUCAACCCCAGGGGUCCGCUGGAGACUCCCGGCUGCGGGAACCCUCAGUCCCAAGAGGCUGGCUGCUGGGUUGCUACGGAAGAGGGGGCUUCCUUCCUCCACCCAGUGGAGCCCCCCCCACCCCCCACCCCAAGGCGUGAGGGGAAAGCCAUCGAGCGGGGUGCAGCGCCGCACCCCUUCGCUUCCGUUCUUACUGCCUUUUCUAGAGGACUCUUGUUGGCAGAGUUGGGGAGCUCUCGGUUUCCGUCGGCACUUGGCUUUCUGUUCCUAGAGCCCAUCGCGCACCAGCAUUUUGGAAUCUGCAGAGAGCCUUUCUCCCGGCUUUUGCCACCUGUGCUGCCAUUAGUGGAAAAAAAAAAAAAGCAUUCUCGUGGGCAUCCCUGUAACAUAGACAUGUAGACAGACGUAUAUACUGGGCUCCUUCGUGUGUGACAUCCCCCUUUCCUAAUCGCUUACUCCCGGUAUAAGCUCGUCCUCCGACAUGCGUCCCCGCCUCUUUCGGGUGGGCCAGGUAGUUCGGGGGUGGGGGGUGCGGGGAGGGCCUGGGACCCUCCCACCCCACUAGCCCGGAGUCGCGGAGCCCGAACCCGCCUCCGUGCCAGCAGACCUCCGUCAGCGAAGGGCCUCGAGCACCUUAUCUUCUCCUCCAUUUCCAACUUGUUUUGUUAGUCCUCCCCCAAGCAAAAGAGAAAUACGGUCCACAGUGGAAAGACGGAAACGUACAUCACCUCUUGCAGCGGUCAGAUUCUGCAACUGACUCGUUUUCCCCCCACCCGGGGAAACAAACAGACGUGAAGCAGCGCAGCCAGAGGUAAUUCGCUCCUGCCUGCGGAGUACUUCUGCUGGGGGGGGGGGGGGAGGGACCCGAAGCCCAGGGUCCCUCUUCAGUGGCAUGUCAACCUGCAGUUUCCCGACUUUUCCUAGACGCCGUAUCAGCCACCGCUAUUGAUUCAAGCUUGCACAGUCCGAUCGGCCCAUAACCUUUCCGUGCCGUGUUUUCCUUUGCACUUUUCCAAGCUCAGGUCUUUAUUUCUCUAGUAGAAUGGUGUCGCGCCCCUUUCUUUCCGUUGCAUCCUGAAGCUACGUGCUUUUUCCCCUCUCCCUUUUCCCCUGUCUUCCAGUAUGGAGGUGCCAGAGUGUCUCAUCUCUAGGUUUUGCCGGGGGGGAAGGGGGGUCCCCUGAACCCCUCCCUCAGGGGCCCCUCCCUCUCCGUUUUCUCCCUUUCCGCCUUUUCCAACCUGACUUGUCCUUUUAGGGUCUUUUUCCAGUUCGACUCUGCAAGCACUUCCUGCAGCAGCCUGGGGGGGGCGGUUUGGGGCAGCUGUAGAAACUUCCCCACGGUGGGAGCCCACAAAUAUUCCUGAUGAGCACAAGUAAAACUAGGGUUUGAGCCAUAGUACGGAGCAGGUGUGAGCUCCCGAGAGCCCUGGGGGUUGAGGGUCCUGCUGGGAAAAUGCCCAGAGUCUUACGGGGAGUUCCUUCCAGGCCAAGGAAGGCAACAGCCUGCCUCUCCCCCUUGCCCGCUCCAUCCUGCCACAGUACCCAGUGCACGUCUGCCUCCUCUCUCUCCCCCUGCCCAACUCCCCACGGUCCCUUCAGGAUGGGCUUCCAGAAGGAGGACAGGUCCGAGCACAGAACACUAACACAGAAGACGACUGCGUCAUUAGUUUUUGCCCCAAGCGGCUUACCUUCCCCCCCCCCCCCGCCCACAACUGGACUUGGAUGGGAAGGACCCCCUGAACCUCUAGGCCGUGCCCUCCUGGGGAGCCAAAGUAGACUAAAUAGAGACCCCGGGAGGACUCCCAAAGGCCGCUGCCCCGUGAGAGGGGAUCGCAACGCUUCUUCAAAGGCUGGCUGUCUGCAAGUUCUGUGCCUCCCCCUGGAGAACCGGGUCCCCGAAGGAUGUGCGGCUUAGAAGAGAAAUGAGCCGCUGUGCAGGGGCGGAGAGUAAAGAGAGCUCUGGAGAGGCACCAACAGCCUGUUCGAGGCCUCGGCAUCCUCUCCCUGAACAGGACCCUUUUCCUCUCCCAGUGACCCGCGAAUCCUACCCAGGAGGGAUUCGAGGAGCAGGCGUCCCUUGCAGGGAGAGAGGACAAAAAGGAAGCUAUAGAACUUUCCUCUGGGGUGGGCUGGCAUUGACCUGCCACCAUGGUGGCGUCACGCAUGGCACCCAGGAGCUGAAGUGUGGGGAGACAGCCCAGAGUUAGAGGCGCUCCUGACCCUUUGGGAGGCGAGAGCUUGUGUCUGCGAGGUAAGCCCUGGCUGCUUUGCCUGGACAGUCUUUCAGAGGUGUCGGGAUUCUUUGUAAGACUUAAGAUGUUGACUUUCUGCAGCCCCACCCCAGGUCCUGUCCAUUCCACAGCUACUUCAGCCCCGUGCCCCCCCCCACCCCCACCACGCACACACACAGCACUUAUGAUGCUCAUGGUUAAAGCGUGGCUCAUUCUUGCUGUAAGAACACGUGCCCCCCAGACCACACAAGGGAUGAUCGGGGAGGCAUUUUGCUAGGGGGACAAGGGAUGCAGACCCUGGUCCCCUUGGCCCCACAAAAAAGCUGUCUCCUAUCACUCCAGAAGCAGACAGAGCCCCCAGACAGGACCCAGCAUGGGAACUAUUAGAAGUGGCUUCCAGAAUGUGCGUGGGUCCCACGUGACCAAUCUGUAAAAAAAAAGAGGGGGGGGUGAUGUUGCCAUGGCAACCCUCGCAUUCCACCCUGAGUUUGCCAAGGCACACAAAAAUAGGGAACAUUUUCUUAAAGAACACCGGGCUCCGUGCACCCAUAUCCCCCCUGGUGGGGUAAAUUACUCUCAAAAAAAUCUGGCGGUUUCUCUGGUGUUUUGAAACCGUCCUUCCAUGUGCUCAGGAGAACAGGAGCUACCUGAAAGCCGGGUGGUAUUCUCCCCACCCCGCCUCCU